Cuculus canorus (common cuckoo) is the source of this 3204-nucleotide messenger RNA. RefSeq names its product calcium voltage-gated channel auxiliary subunit beta 1 (gene CACNB1). Gene Ontology annotation, cellular component: voltage-gated calcium channel complex. Lineage: Eukaryota; Metazoa; Chordata; Aves; Cuculiformes; Cuculidae. The record is from RefSeq and is a predicted model, not a curated record. The coding region runs from base 505 to 2088 and encodes 527 amino acids. The transcript is spliced from 13 exons. Gene Ontology annotation, biological process: regulation of voltage-gated calcium channel activity; calcium ion transmembrane transport; neuromuscular junction development. Gene Ontology annotation, molecular function: protein binding; high voltage-gated calcium channel activity.
GCACGGCUGUCACUGUGUCGUCCCCCCCCCAGAGGGCUCUGUGUCCCCUCCAUCUCUUUUUUUUGGGGUCCCCCCCCUGCGGUUUGAAGCUGAACCCUGAGCAUCCCCCCAUUUGGCGAGGGGGUAGGCUCCUCAUCUCCCCUACUUUUCUCCUCCAUGGGCAGAAGCCGCUUUGGGGCUCCCCUGAGAAAGAGACGGGGUGUGGGGGGGUGUCCUCAUCUCCGUAUCCCCCAUUUCUCCUGGGAAUGCGGUGGGAGCGGCUGAGGCGUAGGCGGCCGCCCGCCAUCCCUCGUCCCCCCGCUGCCGCCAUCCCCACUCCUCCUUCCUCCUCCUCCUCUCGCUCGCUGCACGCCAAGGCCACCGUCACGGCGGGUGGCUGCUACGGCGAAGGCCUGAGCUCCAUCGUCAUCCUCUUGGCCCUCUCGCUCUGCGUCUGUCUGUGUCCCCCCAACAUCCUUCAUCCCACAUCCUUCAUCCCAAAAUCCGCCGACGCCGGCGAGCUCCAUGGUGCGGGAAGGCAGCAUGGCCCGUACCCCUUACAGCUCCACGCAGGACAUCCAGAUGGACGUCUUCGACAACGCCGCCCUCCAGGCCAAGUACAGCAAACGCAAGAGCCGCUUCAAGCGCUCGGAUGGCAGCACCUCAUCUGACACCACCUCCAACAGCUUCGUCCGCCAGGGCUCGGCGGAGUCCUACACCAGCCGCCCCUCGGACUCGGAUGUGUCGCUGGAGGAGGACCGCGAGGCGCUGCGCAAGGAAGCCGAGCGCCAGGCCAUGGCGCAGCUGGAGAAAGCCAAGACGAAGCCGGUGGCGUUUGCCGUGCGGACCAACGUUGGCUACAACCCAUCGGCCAACGACGACGUGCCGGUGCAGGGCAUGGCCAUCUGCUUCGAGCCCAAGGACUUCCUGCACAUCAAGGAGAAAUACAACAACGACUGGUGGAUCGGGCGGUUGGUGAAGGAAGGCUGCGAGGUGGGCUUCAUCCCCAGCCCCGUCAAGCUGGAGAACAUGCGGCUGCUGCAGGAGCAGAAGAUGAGGCAGAACCGCCUGAGCUCGAGCAAAUCGGGGGACAACUCCAGCUCCAGCCUGGGGGACGUGGUGACGGGGACGCGCCGGCCCACGCCUCCAGCCAGCGCUGCCCCUGCGUCCCCAGGUGCUCUGGACAUGCCUAGCUUUGCCUUUGACCCCGAUGAGUUAGAGGAGGACGAGGCCAUGGAGACCCAGCGCUCCCCUAAGAGUAGCGUGAGCAGUGUCACCACCCCCCCAGCCCACUCCAAGCGCAUCCCCUUCUUUAGGAAGGCCGAGCACGUGCCCCCGUACGACGUGGUGCCCUCCAUGCGCCCCAUCAUCCUGGUGGGACCCUCGCUGAAGGGCUACGAGGUCACGGAUAUGAUGCAGAAAGCUCUCUUCGACUUCUUGAAGCAUCGCUUUGAUGGCAGGAUCUCCAUCACGCGGGUGACGGCCGACAUCUCCUUGGCCAAGCGCUCCGUCCUCAACAACCCCAGCAAGCACACCAUCAUCGAGCGCUCCAGCACGCGCUCCAGCCUGGCUGAGGUCCAGAGCGAGACGGAGCGCAUCUUUGAGCUGGCCCGGACGCUGCAGCUGGUGGCCUUGGACGCCGACACCAUCAACCACCCAGCCCAGCUGGCCAAGACGUCCCUGGCACCCAUCAUCGUCUACAUCAAAAUCACCUCCCCCAAGGUGCUGCAGCGGCUGGUGAAGUCACGGGGCAAGUCCCAGGCGAAGCACCUCAAUGUGCAGAUGGUGGCAUCUGACAAGCUGGCCCAGUGCCCGCCCGAGAUGUUUGACAUCGUGCUGGAUGAAAACCAACUGGAGGAGGCUUGCGAGCACCUGGCCGAGUACCUGGAAGCCUACUGGAAGGCGACGCACCCCCCUAGCAGCAACCCCCCCAACCCGCUGCUCAACCGCACCAUGGCCACGGCCGCCCUGGCCGCCAGCCCCGCGCCCGUCUCCAACCUCCAGGUACAGGUGCUCACCUCCCUGCGCAGGAACCUGGGGCUCUGGGGGCGCGGGGGCUCCGACACCACCCCCAGCUCCCCCGCGCCCCACGAGGAGCACGCGCUGUGAGACGGUGCUGGGGACACCCCCAGCCCUUGGGGACACCACUGGGAUUGGGGACACCCUGAGGAACUGCAGCCUCCCCAGGAGUGGGAUCAUCUCUGGGAUUGGGGACACCCUGAGGAACUGCAGUCCCCCAGGAAUGGGAUCAUCCCUGGGUUCACCCCCUUGGGGUUACCCCUGGGAUCGGGGACACCCUGAGGAACUGCAGCCUCCCACGAGUGGGAUCAUCCCUGGGUUCACCCCCUUGGGGUCACCCCUGGGAUCAGGGACACCCUGAGGAACUGCAGCCCCCCAGGAGUGGGAUCAUCCCUGAGUUCACCCCCUUGGGAUCAUCUCUGGGAUCGGGGACACCCUGAGGAACUGCAGCCCCCCAGGAGUGGGAUCAUCCCUGAGUUCACCCCCUUGGAAUCAUCCCUGGGUUUGGGGUCACCCCGAGGAACUGCAGCCCCCCAGGAGUGGAAUCAUCCCUGGGUUCACCCCCUUGGGGUCACCGGUGGAAUCGGGGACACCCUGAGGAACUGCAGCCCCCCAGGAGUGGGAUCAUCUCUGGGAUUGGGGUCACCCUGAGGAACUGCAGCCCCCCAGGAGUGGGAUCAUCCCUGGGUUCACCCCCUUGGGGUCACCGGUGGAAUCGGGGACACCCUGAGGAACUGCAGCCCCCCAGGAGUGGGAUCAUCUCUGGGAUUGGGGUCACCCUGAGGAACUGCAGCCCCCCAGGACUGACAUCGUCCCUGGGAUUGGGGUCAAAGUGAGGAAUCGCAGCCCCCCCCCAGGUUUGGGGCCACCCCGCGGCUGUGCUCCCCUCCAGGAUUGGGGCUGUCCCCAGGAUCCCCCCUGGGGCUCUGCUCUGCCCUGAAUCAGGACAGAGUUGGGGUCCCCCUGGGGUGGUGAUCCUUUAUGGGGUGUCCUGGGGGGGAAGUCUGCAGAGCUUGUCCCCCCUUUGGCUGAUCCUGGGGGUUCCGCAGUGCCCACCUGAGGCCGGAGGCAGAGGAGGGACAUCUGUCCUGUCUUGUGUCACUAACUCAGCACCGAGCGGGACGCUGCUGCCCCCCCGCCCCCCGCUGCUUCCCCCCCCUCUUGUCACCCCAUUUUCCCCCUGUCCCUGCUCGGUGUCCCCUCCCC